AUGCUCGACUGGACACAGGUUACCCCAGCGUUUCUCGGACGCGAUGCCGUGAUCGCGUCCAUUCUUGUGGCUUCGCUGUCUGGGCUGUACCUUCGAAAACGCUCCCGGAAUGCGUUGGGCUUGCCUUACCCGCCAGGGCCAGAGCCCAGUCCAAUCCCAUUCUUGGGGAAUCUCCCGGAUAUGCCCUCUUCAGAAGAAUGGCAUACCUUUACGGAAUGGGGGAAGCAGUACGGUCCCUUGGUGAUGAUCAGCAUACUGGGCAAGAAGAUGUGUAUCAUCAAUACAGCGAAGGCAGCUACAGACCUGCUCGACCAACGCUCCUCGAUCUACAGCGACAGGCCGUCGAUGCCCAUGGUCUGUGAUCUGAUGGGCUGGGACUUCAAUAUGGGACUGCAGCCGUAUACGCCCGCGUACACCACCGCACGCAAGCUCUUCCACUUUGGCUUCAACAAUCGCGCAUCGGAGCAGUACAUUCCCAUUCAAACCGUACGUAGUACUCAGAACCCUGUAAUCGUCGUCUCAUCCUUCAUAGCGAGAGAUCAUCUUGGCUCUAGGCAAGCUGCUCAAGAGCCCGGAGCAGUUCGACGAGAUUCUGCGAUCGAUGACGAGUUCGUCCGCGUCGCGGAAGAGGCGCAAUUGGCCAUGGUCUCCGCAGCUCGGCCAGGUGCUUACCUCGUCGACAUAUUCCCGAUCCUCAAGUACGUUCCGGAGUGGUUUCCAGGUGCUCGCUUCAAGCGCGUCGCACGAGAGGGCUACGAGCUUGCUCAGGAACUGCAAGAGAAGCCGUGGGCUUGGGCGCAGGACCAGUUCGCCAAGGGCGAGGCGAAGCCUAGCUUCUUCACCGCGCUUUUGGCUGCAAAAGGCUCCUUCAGUAAGGAUGCGACCGAGGAGGAGAAGAUGAUGAAGAAGUCGUGCGCGGUCAUGUACGCAACCGCUGCUGAUACGAUCCUUGCGUCGCUGCUCAACUUUGUGUUGGCCAUGUUGCACGCUCCUGAAGUUCAGAUCAAGGCCCGGGAGGAAUUGGAUCGUGUUGUGGGCGCUGCGCGCCUUGCCACGAUUGCUGACAGGAAGGACCUUCCUUACAUCGACGCCAUAGUGAAGGAAACGUACCGAUGGGAGCAAGUCAUCCCUCUUGGUGUUCCGCACCGCGUUAUGCAGGACGAUGUCUACGACGGUUAUUUCAUUCCGGAGGGAACAACAAUGAUUCCAAACCAGUGGGGCAUUGCUCAUGACGAGAGCAUGUAUCCCGACGCGAUGAGCUACCGCCCUGAGCGCUUCAUCGGGGUACCUGACGCCAAAGACGGCGGCCCUCGCAACCCAAACACCAUUGCCUUCGGAUGGGGUCGUCGUAUCUGCCCAGGUCGAUUCAUGGCGGAGAACCAGCUUUGGUUGCAUGUUGCAACCACCCUUCAAUGCUUCAAUAUCGAUCCCGCAGUUGACGACAAUGGUAUGCCCGUCAUUCCGCCUAGGACCUACACAUCGGGCAUGGCGAGCCGCCCUCUCCCGUUCACGUGCAAGAUCACGCCCAGGAGUGCGGCAUACGCCUCGCUCAUCGAGCAGAACAUCGCAUACCAGGAGUAG
Schizophyllum commune H4-8 is the source of this 1581-nucleotide messenger RNA. Its product is annotated as cytochrome P450. Bases 1 to 1581 code for a protein of 526 amino acids. The transcript is spliced from 13 exons. The record is from RefSeq and is a predicted model, not a curated record. Lineage: Eukaryota; Fungi; Basidiomycota; Agaricomycetes; Agaricales; Schizophyllaceae. Gene Ontology annotation, molecular function: monooxygenase activity; heme binding; oxidoreductase activity, acting on paired donors, with incorporation or reduction of molecular oxygen.